AUGGAGGCAAGGAAUUCACAGAUUUUGAAGAAUUCUGUGGUGAUUAAAGUGCUGGGUAACAAUGUGUUUUUUUUGGUUUGUAGCACCGAAUUGAGAAAGCAAUGGAGCAGGUUUGGGGGAUUCCACCUAACGUCGAUUGGUAUGGAUUGGAUCCUGAGCUCAUUCCAUACGAGUGAAGUGGUUGAAGAAGUUUUCAAUGGAGGACCCUGGUACGUAAACAGAUUCAUUGUUGAAAUGGAUAGGUGGUCGGCUGCAUUCAAUCCUAACACGUUUAAAGGAGUUUCGACACUAGUAUGGGUUAGAUUUCCUUGUCUACCAUUGUAUUGCUGGGAUGAGGACAACAUUGCAAGAAUUGCAUCUUGCUUGGGAACGCCAAUGUACAUUGAUGGAAACACAUUCCGAUGGAGUAAAUGGGAGUUUGCUCGAGUGUGUGUAAGGAUUGAUCUAGAGAAAAAGCUUCUGAAUGGUGUGUGGGUGGAUGGCUCAGCAGGGAGGUUCUUUCAAUGGGUUGAAUAUGAGAAAAUUGAUCUUCUCUGUUAUCAGUGUGGUAGAGUUUGCCACAACAGAGUGAUAUGCUCAGAAAAUGUGUCUAUUGGAAUACAAAAUCAAUCUUUGAAGGAGAAGGAGGUAGGUAAGGAAAAUGGUGAGAAGAAAAUGCAGGAGAAUAAAUCCUCAGUGAUUAGUUCCGAAUAUGGUCCAUGGAUCCAUGUUCACUUCAAAGACAGGAGAAACAACAGAGGAAACUUUGCUAGGAAGGGUUUGAAUGCUGAUAGACUUGGCAAUUCUGCCAGGGAAGAAAGCAAUCAGAAGAAUAAUGUACAGUUUGAUAGAAAAAAUUUGAAUAAGAAGGAUAAUGUUGAUGGAAACAAUGUCCUGGCUCCAAAAAGUAGGGAUGAACAUGAAAAACAUGUUGGAAAGGAGAACUCGGAGACUGCUGUAACCAACAGGUUUGCUAUACUUAGUGAAAAUACUGAAGAAAAUUGUUCGGUAGAGCAGGCAAAAGAUAUAAAAACUACAGAAAUAGACCAAGAAUGUAUUGAUGCUGAUAUCAAUAACAGUGGUUUGGGUGUCUUAAGUACUGCUGUCAAGGUGAAGUUGGCUAAGGAAUUGAAAUCACUAGGACCUGUGGAAGUGGAUCAUAAGAAGAAAAAGAGGUAUGAUAGGUUGAACCCCAAGAGUGGGGGGAGAUCAAUUACACCUUUUUAA
Dendrobium catenatum is the source of this 1206-nucleotide messenger RNA. RefSeq lists its product as uncharacterized. The record is from RefSeq and is a predicted model, not a curated record. The transcript has a single exon. Bases 1 to 1206 code for a protein of 401 amino acids. NCBI's taxonomy places the organism in Eukaryota, Viridiplantae, Streptophyta, Magnoliopsida, Asparagales, Orchidaceae.